AUGGCAGAUAACAAUGAGAUUCCACCACCCGUGGUGAGGUUUGGCGACACUCUGAGAUCGGGAAUUGAGUACCCAGGGGAGUGUGCCUACGCAAAUGACAACGUCAACAUUCCACCUCACUACAUCAGUUUGGUGAAUGGAGGAAAUCUUUUCCAUGGACGGGAUGAUGAAGAUCCGGUGAGUCAUUUGAAUGCCUUCUACGAGCUGACAAAUUCUCAUAGACCUCCAAAUGUGGAGCAUCAUCGGAUUAAGAGGGCCUUAUUUCCAUUCUCAUUGAGGGAGAAGGCAAGAGCGUGGUAUGACUCACUCCCGGGCUACAACAUAGCAACGUUCCAAGAGUUGAAGACGUUGUUCCUCUUCGAAUACAAUUCUCCUAUGAAGAUUGAGAAGUUGAGAGAGGAGAUCACCUCUUUCCGACAGAAGUAUGACGAGUCCUUCGCGGAAGCAUGGAAGAGAUUCACGGAAUUGAUAAGGAAAUGCCCAAGUCACGGACUAGCUCCGGGGCAUGACCUUUUGAAAUUCUACAAGGGACUCAACAGUGAAGGCACGGGAUUGGUGACUGCAGGUUCGAAUGGGAACCUAGAUGAUCUAACUCACGAUGAGGUGAGGGCUUUGUUUCAAAGGCUGGCCAACAAUCAACGGAAUUGGCACAAUCCAAGGCGAGGGGCUGAUAGAGCAGGAGAUACAUUUGGUGCUACAAAGGAUGCGGAAAGAGUGACCGCAAUUGAGGCUCAACUGGCGGACAUUAGCACUCAAAUGUCGUCGAUGACAAAGGCAGUUAAAUCUCUUCAACUGACUCCUCAACCCCAAGCUGUGACGGUGAUGAGAUGUGGGUUGUGCCAAGGCGGGCAUCAUACUGAUCAGUGCCCAAGUCUUCAAGGACCACCUGUGGAAGAUGUGAACUAUAUUGGCAACAAUCGCCAAGGGUUCAAUCAGGGCAACCAAUACAACAAUCAGCAAAAUUGGAGGCCUCAACAAACAGGAUGGAAUCAGGCUGGUCCUAGCAACAACUCGGGAAAUCAAUGGAGGAACAACACUCAACCGCCGGGUUAUGAGAAGAAGCCAACCGUCGAGGAUCAGUUGGGGCAGAUUCUCUCUUUCAUGACUAAGAGUCAAAAGGAGAACGAAAAUUUCAAGGAAAGGACGGUGGAAAAGUUUGGGCAGAUGGAUGCGACAAUGAGGAAUCUUGAGACGCAGAUAGGGCAGCUUGCCACGGCAUCACACACGAGGAUUCCUAACACCAUCCCGAGCAAUACCGUACCUAAUCCGAGAGGCAAUGAACAGUGUAAGGCAGUGGUCUUGAGAAGUGGUCGUGAGUUGGAUUCGACACCAUCAAUGGACGGCCAAGAAAAGAAGGGAAAGCAGAAAGUAGAGAUGGGAUCAAAGGGACAGCUGAUGACAUGUCCGGCAUUAGACCCGAAAAGCAAGUUCAACUUCCCUGAUCACAUUCCUCCUCCACCAUAUCCACCGAAGAGGAAGAAGAGAGCUCCAAAGGAGAAAAGCUUCGAGUGGAUGAUGAACGUGAUUCGAAAAGUGAAUGUGGAUGUAUCGUUGGUGGACCUCUUCACUAAUUUCCCCAAGUUCUCCAAGUUCUUCAAGGACAUGAUGGCAAACAAGGAGAAACUUCAGGACGAGGGAAUAGUGGCAUUGAGCAUGAAUUGCUCACAACUGAUUUCGGGAAUGAUGCCCAUGAAGAAGAGGGAUCCGGGAAGUUGUGUGAUUCCUUGUGAGAUAGGCAACACAAUUUUCACCAAAUGUCUAUUGGAUCAAGGAUCGGGGAUCUCACUGAUGGCGUUGAAAACAGCACGUGCCAUUGGACUGGAGAACAGAAUGGAGCCCAUCGACAUUGCUCUACAAUUGGCUGAUCACUCCAUUGUGAAGCCCACAGGAAUAGUAGAGCAUGUCUUGGUCAAGGUAGAUAAGUUCGUCAUCCCCGUUGAUUUCAUAGUAUUGGAUAUGCCUGAGGACAAAGAGGUGCCAAUUCUGUUUGGCAGACCGUUUCUUGCCACAGGGGACGUGUUGCUAGGAGCAAAGGACAACUCAGUCACGUUUAGAAUUAAUGGUGAGCAAGUGACCAUUAAUGUGGAGAAAGCGAUGAAGCAUCCUAGUGAUGCAAAAGCGUGCUUUAGAGUUGAUGUCCUCGACAAGUGUAUCUUUGACAAGAUGCGUUGCUCGGCAAGUAUAGAAGGAAGCGUUUAUGAUAAGGGGAGCUUGGAAAGAGACUUUGGUUCGACAAUUAAAGUUGAUUUUGAUUUUGAUGAAAGUGAGGAUGCUCAAAUUGAUCAACCAAGUCUCGAGAAUGAAUGUGUGGUGGAUACUUUCGUGGCGGAUGUGCAGCCUUCAAUUGAAGUACCACCAAAGCUAGAAUUGAAGCCACUCCCGACAAAUCUGAAAUACGCAUUCCUUGGUGAGAAUGAAUCUUUACCGGUUGUGAUAUCGGCGAUGUUGAAUGAUGAAGAAGAAUUGAAGUUGAUAGAGCUACUGAAGUCACACAAGAAAGCUCUAGGUUGGUCCAUUGCCGACAUCAAAGGAAUUAGCCCCGCAAUAUGCAUGCAUAAAAUCUUGAUGGAAGAUUGA
This is a messenger RNA of Salvia splendens (bonfire salvia), 2577 nucleotides long. RefSeq lists its product as uncharacterized. The transcript has 2 exons. The coding region runs from base 1 to 2577 and encodes 858 amino acids. The record is from RefSeq and is a predicted model, not a curated record. NCBI's taxonomy places the organism in Eukaryota, Viridiplantae, Streptophyta, Magnoliopsida, Lamiales, Lamiaceae.